Drosophila nasuta is the source of this 905-nucleotide messenger RNA. It is a transcript of the gene peo, whose product is annotated as ubiquitin E2 variant domain-containing protein pendolino. The transcript is spliced from 4 exons. Lineage: Eukaryota; Metazoa; Arthropoda; Insecta; Diptera; Drosophilidae. The coding region runs from base 76 to 816 and encodes 246 amino acids. The record is from RefSeq and is a predicted model, not a curated record.
GGUCACAUUGCAAAAUGAAAUACAAUUAAUUCAUCUAUUAACAAUAUAUAUACAUAGACGUAUUUACAAACAAAUAUGACGCUCGACGUUGACGCCCAAAAAAAAGAUGAGAAGAUACUACUUGCCACAAUACAGCAGGAGUAUAAAAUCCUUGCGGAAUACAAAAUGAUUGAAUCAGAGAAGCUGUCUGGUGUUUAUGUUAUUCCAAGCUACGCCAAUUCACUGCAAUGGUUCGGCGUUUUCUUCGGACGCCAGGGAUUCUAUGAAAAUGGGGUUUUUCGAUUCUCGAUUUUGCUGCCGGAUCGUUUUCCAGAUGACAAAAAUGUGCCAGCUAUUGUCUUCCAACACAACGUUGUGCAUCCGCUCGUUUGUCCGUACACAAAUAGCUUGGACAUUAGUCAUGCCUUCCAAGAGUGGCGAUGUGGAGAGGAUCAUCUUUGGCAGUUGCUGAAGUAUAUGCAAGCGAUCUUUGCUGAUCCUUUGGAGAGCAUACGCAAUGUAGCCAUCAAUGAACUCAGCAACGUUGAGAGCGCAAAACUACUCAAUAACAAUCGCGAUGCAUUCGCAGCUCAAGUGCAGGAGUCGAUUACGGAAAGCAAAUCGCACAUCUAUGACACGCCGCCAACGGAGGAUCCUCACUACAUAGUAUUCGAGCAGUUUCAAACAGACGUGCAUGGACCUGUUUUGGAGAAAAUACGCUCAAGUAGAAGCACGGUUACACCCCCUGAAAGCGGUGGCGGAGGUGGUGGAGCAGCCACUGGACUCUCUUGGGUGAAAGUUAAAGAGGGCGAAUUCAAGCCAUUGAGUAUAGAAUAGUCAUUAUUUAUUAGUCUAGUUAUAUACACACUUAUAGAUACGCAAUGUUACAAUCUUUCCGUUUGAUGAUUAAAUUAAACCCAUUUUAA